CUCAGUUUCUCAGCGGCAGCUUUUAAACCACAGCAGCACCUUUUUGAUCAUAAAGCGGCUUCCGGAGUUCCCGACUCUGAGCUUUUCUCUUUUUUGUUGCUUUUUUUUCCCCCCAACGUCAAACCAUUCUGCACUACUUCACAUCCGGACUCGAACAGCGCUGUGAAUAUGGACUAAACCAAGAAUGCAGCACGCUUGGGAAUUCAUUAUUAUUUUACACGUUAAUGUCAUCGUUUGUGAAGCACAGCCUACAUCCUCAAUGCCUCAUGAUGGAUGGUGGGCUUACAAAGAUGUCAUAGAAGGAAGCUUUAUCCCAGUUCCCUCUUUUUGGGGAUUGGUGAACUCCGCGUGGAAACUUUGCUCCGUUGGGAAAAGACAGUCGCCGGUAAACAUUGAGACCCGCCGUUUGACCUUUGACCCCUUCCUUACGCCGCUACGCAUCACAGGAGGAAGAAAGAUCAGUGGUGUGCUGUAUAACACCGGUCGUCACGUGAUACUGCGCGUGGACGGCUCGAAGCGCGUGUGUGUGUCUGGUGGUCCGCUGAGUUACACCUACACACUACAGGAGAUCAGACUGCAUUUUGGCAACGAUGACACGCACGGCUCAGAGCACCUGAUCAAUGGGAAUGCCUUUCCUGGAGAGGUGCAGCUAAUCCACUAUAACCAGGAUUUAUAUUUAAACUACAGCGAAGCUGAGAAGAACCCGCAUGGAGUUGCCAUCAUCUCUCUCUUCAUGAAGAUAUCAGAGCCAACUAAUCCAUUUCUCCUCCGGAUGCUGAGCAGAGAAAUUAUCACUAGAAUAACUUACAAACAUGAUGCGUAUGAACUUACGGGAUUGGAUCUGGAGGAAUUGUAUCCUGAAACAUGGCGCUUUAUAACCUAUGAAGGCUCGCUGACGGUGCCACCAUGUCUUGAAACGGUCACGUGGAUCCUGAUGAAUAAACCUGUCUACGUCUCACAUAUUGAGUUACAGUCUCUGCGUCUCCUCAGUCAAAAUGCAGUGUCUCAGAUCUUUAUCAGUUUAAGCGAUAACUAUCGGCCGCAGCAGAGCCUCAACCAGCGCUGCAUACAUACCAACAUCAACGUCAACACGCACACACACCAGUGUGCUAAUACACUCAGGACACACUACAGGGUGAAUGAGUGGCUGCUGAAAUAACCCCUGUAAUAAAUGGUGUGUAUGUAUCUUCUGCAAAGAGACAAAAGAGAGAUGACUAAAGCACAUAUGUCUUAUUUUACCUUGUAUUAUGAUUAAAUAAAGC
This is a messenger RNA of Tachysurus vachellii, 1262 nucleotides long. RefSeq names its product carbonic anhydrase Xb (gene ca10b). The record is from RefSeq and is a predicted model, not a curated record. Lineage: Eukaryota; Metazoa; Chordata; Actinopteri; Siluriformes; Bagridae. Bases 185 to 1159 code for a protein of 324 amino acids. Gene Ontology annotation, molecular function: carbonate dehydratase activity; zinc ion binding. The transcript is spliced from 9 exons.